Seriola aureovittata is the source of this 3678-nucleotide messenger RNA. Its product is annotated as proenkephalin-A-like. Lineage: Eukaryota; Metazoa; Chordata; Actinopteri; Carangiformes; Carangidae. Gene Ontology annotation, molecular function: opioid receptor binding. Gene Ontology annotation, cellular component: axon terminus; neuronal cell body; dendrite. Gene Ontology annotation, biological process: chemical synaptic transmission; sensory perception; neuropeptide signaling pathway. Bases 405 to 1205 code for a protein of 266 amino acids. The transcript has 4 exons. The record is from RefSeq and is a predicted model, not a curated record.
AAAGACCACGCCAUAGCUGCCUCGUCCUACCUCCUUCUCUAAAGUGUAGAGCUCCUCCAUCGCUCGCAGGAGCAGGGCCUAAGGUGAAAGUCCUGAGCCGCCAUAAACCACCCCCCCCACCCCAACCACCAACCACCCACCUCCGCCCUCCCUGGUUUCACAUCAUUGGGUUUCAUUGUGGAGGAGGACGGUAAAACACAUCAGCUGAAUGAGAUGGAGAGGAGACAAGGAGUUCGACUUGAAAUGAACAGCGGACACGAGCCAAACACCGGUUUGGUGCAGCUGUCUACUGGACCCACAUCCCAUAGGCUCUAUUUCCCAGAUCCUCCCGCUGUUGAACCCUGACUCGUGUUUUCUACCUGCUGGGCUCCUGUUUGUCUCUGCCUGUCUGGGUGUGCUGAGCGAUGAAGAUCCCUCUGUGGUGCCUGGUGGUUCUGCUGGCAUGUCUCUUCACCCCUGGACGCAGUGACUGCCAGGGGGAGUGUGUGGCCUGCGGUCUGCUCAUGCAGCAGCAGCAGCAGCAACAGCUGCAGCAAGCCUUCAACACCAUGGUGUGUUUGUUGGAGUGUGAGGGUCAUGUCUCCUCCUCGCUCACAUGGGAGGUGUGUAAACGUGCUGUGAAAAUGUCGCGCCAUCCGAUGUUUCCUGAGGGAGGCGCUCUGCUCAAGAGAACAGGAGAGGAGCUGGAGCUGACCUCUCUUGACCUGAACUCUGACAGUGAACUGCUGCAGUCUGCAGCCGCAGAGCGUCUCCAGGAGGGGGAUCGGGAUGAGACACCACUCGAGCAGCGCAGUGUCCAGUAUGACUCAUCACUGCUGGAAACCUCUGAGGAGGGGGAGGGCCUGCAGGGCCUGGAUCUCAGUCUGCUGGAUGAAGAGAUGAAGCCGAGGGAGGAGAGGAAUGCGGAGAGUGACAGCCAGCUAGGAGGGGAAGAGGGUGACACCUCAGAGUCUGUCACCUUAUCCAAACGCUUUGGUGGCUUUCAGAGAGGGCGCCAUGGGUACAGGAAGCUCAUUGGCUCACCCAUGAGGCCCUUACAAAAGCGCUACGGCGGCUUCAUAGGCGUCCGGAAAUCUGCCCGCAAAUGGAACAGUCAGAAACGGGUGAACCAGCUGCUCAGGCAGUACCUGGGCAUGAGGAGCAGCCGCAGCGGCAGGCUCAACAGCAUCCCCGUAACUCGGGUUUGGAGGCAAAACAAACUGUAACGUGUUUCUGUUGCUCUCACAGUAUCCUGCCCCAGUUACCUCAACCAAUCAAUCAUGUUUUCAGCAGCUCACGCCAGUUUUGAACUGUGACGUCGUCAUCGUCAUCGGAUGAACAGACUCCGCCAUCUCGCUGCACCUCUCUUCGUGUCUCUAAGUAACAAGGAAUGUUUUGACCGUGAUGUCCUUCUUAUUAAGCAUAUUUACAUGCCAUUCUGUGAAAUAAAAGAAUUAGAGAAGUGCAAUUGAAUAUAUUUUUGUGUGUUGGUAUAAUAAAAGGGGCCAAAAUGAGAUUGGAAAACUGGUUCACUGCAAGGUUUUUCAGACCUGAGGGUGUGACAUUUAAAAAAAUCAUGUUGACUGCACUUUCAUGCCUGUGUGGAUGGGACUUUUAAUUACGGCUUCAGCAGUUGUUGUUUGUUUUUUGCACUCUGUAGUUUGUCUUAUGAGGGGCGAUAACUGAUGUCCAGCUCUCAUGAAAUGGACGUAUGUUUCAAUAUGUAGGCGUCCCCUUUUAAAACAAAUCAUGUUGGACAGGUCUGUAACUGCUAAGCUUCCCACAUGUCAGAGCAGACACAAAUAGUAAAAGCAAAUUGGAAGUGGACCAGCACUGUGCUUUUAAGAUGGUUCAUUCAGAUGUAAAUACGGUGACAGUGGGAUUGCUGGAGCACAAACUGUUUAUUACUGGUAUGAGAAUCCAAUUUUCUGCUAAAGGCACUUAAUUAAUUUAACACAAAGGAUGUAAAAUUGGUUUUCUGGACUCAAACUCACCAAAAUUCUGCGUCUCCUCAAAAAAAACAAAGAGCCGUGUUGCCAUUGCUUCAUUCUGAGUAUUGACACAAAAAAGAAAAGUCUUUUUCCUGUCUAUUGCUUUCUGAUUUUGGCCAUUAAGUGGAAGUUGUCAAUACAAACCUUGCAAGUGAUGAGUUUCUCUUGAGGAAAUGAGCAGCAGGUUGACAGGUUUCCUUAUGUUCCUCUCAGUGGAACAAUACUGUCCUCUAGUGUCUGAGGAACAAACAUGUUGCCCUUGGAUACUGACUUGGGAUCAGAAAUUAGAAAUUAGCAUGGCUGAUAUGGCUCAUACUUAACUUACCUGUCCAUCACAGUCAAACAAAGACAUCAGAAGAAAAAGUAUUGGUAGUUUCUGAAUGACACCUCAUAGUUCAUCAUAUUUUCCAACCAUCUAAGAAACUGUAUGAAAUUAUUGUGGUGUGGUGGGGAGGGGGGCUGAACCUUGUUUUAGAAAAGCAGCAUUACUCCCCCUUAAAAAUUCCUAAAAAAUCUAAAUAUAGAUUAAUAAAUAUAAAUUGGCACAAUUAAUUUCACUACUGAUAACUAAAAGAACAAAAGCAUUCAGAACUGUAAGUGAAUUAAACACUGAAAUUUAAAGUGAAACAGUUUUUAUCUUUUAAAUCAAAUUCUUAGAUAUGAUUGGAUCGCUCAGAGGUGGGUGUGGCUUAGUGGAUGUGGUGACGGGACACAGAGCUGCUUUCACAGUUUUACCUGAUGAAAUCCAACCACACACCUGGCUCCUGUAUGAUAUUGCUCUGCUAGCGACUCACUAGCUAAUACAGUAUUAUCCGAUUGUUGGGACUAGCUAGCCAACCCAAUAUUUGAUUGGAUGAAUUUAUAUUAUAUUAGUAUUGGAAUUGUAAAUUGCCUAAUAUUGUGACAAACCACACAAUGUUAAAUAUUAAUGCUGCUUGAUUUUUAAAGAGCUGCUUAAAAAUGUUAUUACUGUCACUAAAUGAAUAAAAUAGGUUCAAUUCUGACCGUCCUUCCCCUCCAAUAACUUUCAUACAGUCCCUGACUUUCCCUGUAAUUACAGAAAGGAGGGAGCAAUAAUUUACAGAGUUGCUAAGGUGGAACUCAGAAGUAAAAGGAAACUAAUCCCCAGUCAGUUCUCAAACAUUAAACAUCUGCAGAGCUGUUCACGUCACUUUGCACUUAAGUGCAUGAAUCUGGAAACUUCCAGGGUCAUUGGGUGUGUACUGCACCGUAGGAUGGGAAAGGAGGUCUGUUAAUGACACAAGCCCCGAAAACCAUCUUAAUGGACCAUUGAAGAACGGAGGAAUAGGAUGAACUGUGCAUGUCAACUAUGGUCAGUAUUAUCCAGAAAAGGUUGUUUCUGCUUGGGUGAAAAAAAUAUGGUCAUUUGUUCUGUCGUCAGGAUAUUUAAGUAGGUCACAACCAUUCAUUUGCAUCUUAAUAGUGUUAACUAGUGUUUGAUUAAGAGAUGUAAUAAUGUAUGCAUAUGAGUGUGUGGGUGAUUGCAGAGUGUGUGUGGGUGUGUGUGUGUGUGUGUGUGCGCACGUGCAUGUGUGUGUGCUUGUGCGGUUCACUGUCGACCUCGACACAAAAAAAAUGAAUUUGUGAAUACAGUGUACAUUUCAGACAUUUCUAACAUUAAACCAUUGUUCUGAGUCUUCAUACAAAAUGUGUAUAGAGAAAACUACAAUAAAAUAGUUUGCUAUUU